Polyodon spathula (Mississippi paddlefish) is the source of this 1902-nucleotide messenger RNA. It is a transcript of the gene nsun5, whose product is annotated as NOP2/Sun RNA methyltransferase 5. Gene Ontology annotation, cellular component: nucleolus. Gene Ontology annotation, biological process: rRNA base methylation. The transcript is spliced from 10 exons. Gene Ontology annotation, molecular function: methyltransferase activity. Lineage: Eukaryota; Metazoa; Chordata; Actinopteri; Acipenseriformes; Polyodontidae. The record is from RefSeq and is a predicted model, not a curated record. Bases 184 to 1632 code for a protein of 482 amino acids.
CGUCCGAGGUCGCGCAAGGAUGCAUGUUUCACCGCAGCCCGUCAGUGUGCCUGGCUUGGAGAGCCACGUGGUUCUGUCGCUGCUGUUUGGAAGCGAUCAUCGGCUCUAGUUGAAGAUGGCUCUUGCUCCGUCUUAAAUGUGUUUUAAACCCCCGGUGUAAAUUAUAUCAUCAAGUAAGCAAUCAUGGUUUUGUACGUGAAAGCAGCGGAGAUCCUCGAUAAGAUCGAGAACAAGGAGGGCGCUGUUAAGACUCUCGUGUAUAACAGUAAAUUUCAGAAUAUCAAGCAGCUGUACGCCUUGGUGUGCGAGACGCUGAAAUACUCCAAGAUCCUGGAGGAGAUCAUCACCAGCACAGGCCUGCUGAAGCAGAAGAAACUCAAGAUGAAUGUGGCCAAGGUGCUGGUGUACGACCUCCUGAUUGGCAGAGGGGUGAAGUGUGGGGGGAGCUGGAAGGCUCUGAUCAUGAAGCACCGCGCGAGGUUGCAGGCAGCCCUGGCCAGGCUCAAGAUCAAGAGGAAGGUCAGCCGCAAUGAGGACCUGCUGCCCAAAGCCAGCCAGGCUCAAGGGAAGCAGCUGCCCCGCUAUGCUCGGAUCAACACUCUCAAGACCAGCCAGGAGGACGUGAUCGACUACCUGAAGAGAGAGGGCUACACCUACCUGGGGCGAGCGAGCAGUCUGGAGGAGUUGCAGAGGCUGUCGGGAAAGAGAUUUUAUUGUGACCUGCAUCUCCCUGGACUCCUGGUCUUCCCAGCCAAGACUGACCUCCACGCGCACUUCCUGUACCAGACGGGACACGUCAUCCUGCAGGACAAGGCCAGCUGCCUCCCAGCAUUCCUCCUGAACCCCCCUGCUGGGGCCCAUGUGAUCGAUGCCUGCGCCGCCCCGGGGAACAAGACCAGCCACCUGGCCGCUCUGCUGGGGAACCGGGGGAAGCUGUUUGCCUUUGACCUCGACCCCAAGCGCCUGUCCACCAUGAGCACGCUGCUCCUCAGAGCUGGGGUUACCUGUCACGAGCUGGCCAAUCAGGACUUCCUGACGCUGGACCCAGAGGACCCCAGAUACAGCCAGGUGGAGUAUAUCCUGCUGGACCCCUCGUGCAGCGGCUCAGGCAUCGUGGGCCGAAUGAACGAGGUCACAGACUCCCCUGGCUCCGUGUCUACGCAGCGGCUGCAGUCUCUGGCUGCGUUCCAGCUGCGCUGCCUGAACCAUGCCCUGCGCUUCCCGCGGCUGCAGCGUCUCGUCUACUCCACCUGCUCGGUGCACGAGGAGGAGAACGAGAGCGUGGUGCAGGCCUGCCUACGGGAGCACCGCCGCAGCUUCAGGCUGGUCCCUGUUCUGCCGAGCUGGCCGGAGCGAGGUCAGGCCCCCCUGACUCAGUGUCUGCGCGCGAGCCCUGGGGAGACCCUCACCAACGGCUUCUUCGUGGCCAUGCUGGAGAGGAGGAGCCCUGGGGAGCAGGAGGAGGAGGAGGAGCUAACUUCCUGCGAAGCUGUGACAUCACUUCCUGCUGACAGCGAUGUAGAAGCAGAGUCACAUGACCCCAGCCCCUUGGAGGCGGGGCCUGCCCCCACAGCCUCCAAGAAGACGAGAAAAAAGAGGAAGAAGAAACCCAAGCUGCAUCAGGAGAAUUGAGAGAAAGAGAGACAGUCCCUCAGUAUCCCUGGAACAUGUACAGCAGAGACCCGUACACGCGGGCGAUUUACCUACCCUUUAAAGCAGUACAGUGUUUUAGAUGCGCACUUCCUACAGUGUGUGGAAUGCUGCAGCAUCACACAAAUCAAGAGGGCAGAGAGAGAGAGAGUAUUGACUUUCUAAGCUACGUGGAAACCCGGCCACAGUUUGUCAUUUUCUCUUGUCAGAUGGGAAUAUUGUAUACAAAAAAUAAAUAAGUAAAGCAAACUA